Mesorhabditis spiculigera is the source of this 1155-nucleotide messenger RNA. NCBI's taxonomy places the organism in Eukaryota, Metazoa, Nematoda, Chromadorea, Rhabditida, Rhabditidae. The record is from the annotation of a GenBank genome assembly.
AUGAACCGAUUCUUCCUCCUCGUCGCCCUGGCCUUAUCGGGCUUGGCCUUGGCGGCCCGAUCUGGCAAGAGGAAGAUCGAUUCGGAUGGAAUUCUGGAUGAGGACGCCACUGACAGAUUUGACUCAUUCAAGAGCAAAUUCAAGCGGAACUGCACCGAUGGAACCACCGCGUGCAAGCAGAGGAAGAGAAAUUACGCCAAGAAUUUGAAGCGGCUGAAGGAGCUGAAUGAGACGACGAAUGGAGACUACGAGGUGGAGGAGAACAAGUUCAUGGACUGGUCGGACGACGACAUGAAGAAGAUGGUCUUCCCGAUCGACGGCAUGCCAAAGCCUCAGACCGACAACCUGGACCUGAGCGACCCGGUGCAGCUGAGGAACAAGAGGGCAGCGGCGGCGAACUUUGAUUGGCGAACAACAACGGCUGUAAAUCCGAUCAGAAAUCAGGGCAGUUGCGGAUCAUGCUGGGCUUUUGCUUCGGUAGCGGCUCUUGAGACCCAGAUGAACUACAAGAACAACAGGACGGGCGCGUUGAGGAGGUCGUAUUCGGAGCAGACUCUCGAGAAGCCGGUCUCCGCAGUGUCCAUCUUCACCGGAAAUGUCAGCCAAACCGUGACUUUCAUCAAAAACCAAGGACCAGUUACGGCCUGCUUCUACGUCUGCAACAGUUUCUACGCAUACGCAUCGGGAGUGAAAAUGACUAGACCCUCGGUCCUGCUAUUCCUCGGAUUGGCUACCGUAGCCCUCGGCUCGUUCGGGUCGGAUUUGGACGGGGUCCUUGACGGUGAUGUUCUACAGCAAUUCCAGGAGUUUUUAAAUAGCUUCAAUAAAACGUGCGAUCCCGGAUCGGCCGAUUGUCUCCAGCGCCAGAAAAACUUUGCCAACAACUUGGAGCAGUUGAAGAAGUUUUCGAAUUCUUCGGAUGAUGGCGCAGAGUUCGGGAUGAACCAUUUUAUGGACUGGUCGCCGGAGGAGAUGAAGCGGAUGACGUUCAACCAUGAAUCGACCGGUCCGACAGCCGAUGCACCUUCCGCCGGCGCGAUCCGGGCCAAGAGACAGUCAGUUCCGGGCCCUGUCUAUGAAGAGGAGGUCGUACUGCUCGACGCCGACUUCCUAGACCCAUUUUUUGCAUUUUUCCAGCAGGACGAUGAACGACAC